This is a messenger RNA of Penicillium odoratum, 678 nucleotides long. RefSeq lists its product as uncharacterized. The coding region runs from base 1 to 678 and encodes 225 amino acids. The record is from RefSeq and is a predicted model, not a curated record. The transcript has a single exon. Lineage: Eukaryota; Fungi; Ascomycota; Eurotiomycetes; Eurotiales; Aspergillaceae.
AUGGCUCUAGGAGAUUGUUACUGUCCCGGAGAGUUGGACGUGUUGCACGAAGACCGGAACAGAUCACAAACAACUAUUUGCUUGCCAUCACCAUCAACGGAUCGAGUGUCAACCUACCUGCCCAAGGUAGGACCCAAGGCUCUGGAAGAGUCUAACCAGGAUCCAUUCUACCUGGAGAAGUCGCUGGCUGCGACACCAAUCUGGGACCAACAUACACCGACAAUCCGCGAUGAUAGAUUCAGUGGUGACAAUAGCCAAUAUUACACCCUUUCUUUGACCAACGGGAAUUACAAUUCGAAUCAUCAACAGGAUUCAUCACAAUACACUGGCCCAGAUCGAUCUACCCUUGCUCAAAUCCAAUUGGAGAAUACCUUACGGUUCCACCGAUACACAUCCUCGACUGAAGAAGAAGAACGACGACCCCUACACAGCAGCCAGGAGUCGUUCAGCUCAGUGCAGACCGACGCUACUGUGCCAGAUUUGACACCGAGCAGCUCGUUCUCAUCUACCUAUUCUUCCCCUCCUUGCCCUGACGCCGUUAUCAAGGCCACCGAGAAGCUCUACCAACACGCCCACCAGGUUCAGAUCGAGCCUCGUCGCGCCUACAACCAGCAAGCAACGGCGCCUCCAAAAUACUCUCUGCCACCUCCCCCCCAGUGGCUGCGCUCGCCCCGAUAA